This is a messenger RNA of Spinacia oleracea (spinach), 2397 nucleotides long. RefSeq lists its product as uncharacterized. The transcript has 5 exons. The record is from RefSeq and is a predicted model, not a curated record. The coding region runs from base 1 to 2397 and encodes 798 amino acids. NCBI's taxonomy places the organism in Eukaryota, Viridiplantae, Streptophyta, Magnoliopsida, Caryophyllales, Amaranthaceae.
AUGCCUGAAGGCCAGUUUGAUCACUCACCUGGUCUAUUGACUGUAUAUCCUAGAAUUGGUGGGGGAAGGAAACCUUUUAAGUAUUUUACAAUGUGGAAGAGUUCUCCUGUUUUCAAUGAUACAAUUCAGGCAGCUUGGAAUACUCAAGUAAGUGGGAGAAAAAUGUUUAUGUUGGUUAGUAAACUGAAGACAGUUAAGAUUGCUCUAAAAGAUCUUAACAAAAGUGGAUUUUCUGAUGUACAAGCUGCUGAUUUGAAUGCUCAUCAUGAUAUGGUAGCUGCUCAAGAGCUCAUGCAUGCAAACCCUACUUAUCAAUGUCUUUCUAACAAAGAGUUAGAAGCUAUUCAGGAGUAUAAGAUCAAACAUAAGGCUUAUUUGGAUUUUUUAAGUCAGAAGGCUAAGCUGGCAUGGAUUAAGGCUGGUGAUGAGAACACAACCCUAUUUCAUCAAAGUAUUAAAAGUAGAAAUAUUCAAAAUCAGGUGUAUAGUAUACAUGAUAAGGAGGGGAGAUGGAGAGACAAGCCUGGUGAGGUUUCAGAGGCAUUUAUUGAGUAUUACAAGUUGCUGCUGGGUAGUGUGCAAGAAUCUAGAACUCCAGUUAUCAAGCAGGCCGGUUGUCCAAAUUGGUCCAGUGUUAAGGCACCAGGACCUGAUGGGUUUGAUGUUUUACAUCAUGGUAAACUGUUAAAGGAAGUGAAUCACACAGUUGUAACUUUAAUUCCUAAGACUAAGUGUCCAAGGAAUGUAGGUGAUUUCAGGCCAAUUUCUUGCUGCAAUACAUUGUAUAAGUGUAUUACUAAAGUCCUGUGUGGUAGAUUGAGACAAGUUCUUCCUGAUCUUAUUUUGGAGAAUCAAGGUGGUUUUGUUCAUGGUAGAUAUUCACAAUAUAAAGGUAGUGCAGGACCUAGUGAGUUUCUGAGAGAAAUGAUGGAAUGCUUGGAGUUUCCAGUGCAGUUUGUUAAUAUAGUAAUGGAAUGUGUCACUACACCUAUGUUUUCUUUGAUGAUCAAUGGCUCAAUGCAUGGUUUUUUCAAAUCCCAGAGAGGUUUGAGACAGGGUGAUCCCAUCUCCCCUCUUCUUUUUGUUAUCUGCAUGGAAUAUUUGUCAAGGAUAUUGCAGAAGAUGAGUGCCUUAUCACAGUUUCAGUUUCAUCCUAGAUGCAAGGAGUUGUUUUCUAACUCUUCUGGUUUGAAAGCCAAUCAUCAGAAACCAUCCAUAUAUUGUCAUGGAAUGUCUGAUGGUGAUGUUCAGAGGGUGGUGGAUGCUUCUGGUUUUGUCAGAAGCACCUUACCAUUUAAAUAUCUGGGAGUUCCCAUCUGUUCCAAAAAGAUUUCUGCAGCUCAGUGUGGGGUUUUGGUGGAUAAGAUGACUGCUAGGAUUAAACUGUGGAGUUCUAGGAAUCUUUCCUAUACAGCUAGAAUGCAGUUAGUUAAUUCUGUCUUGCUUAGCUUGUAUAUGUACUGGACUCAGAUAUAUGUGCUCCCAAAGAGUGUUCUUCAAGAUAUUGUGAAGAUUUGCAGGGCUUUCCUUUGGAGUGGCCAUGCUUACAGUAGUAAACCAAGCAGCAUUGCCUGGGAAAGAAUUUGUUGUGACAAGCAGAGUGGUGGAUUGGGAUUUAGAGAUGUCCUGUUAUGGAAUAUUGCUAGUAUAGGAAAAUAUGUUUGGGCUUUGGCCACUAAACAGGACAAUGUCUGGAUUAAGUGGGUUACCUCGGUUUAUCUAAAGGAUGGGGAAUGGUGGGAUUAUCAGCCUAACAAUACAGCUAGCUGGUAUUGGAAACAGGUAUGCAGUACUAAAGAGAAGCUCAAAAUGGUGUUUACUGAAGCAGAAAUUGGUGCAAUGUCUAAAUAUUCUGCGAAGCAAGUCUAUAACAACCUGGCAGGCAAUAGACCUAAGGUCCAUUGGGACAGAUUGGUGUGGAAUAGGCUUAAUACCCCAAAGCACAGGUUUAUUUCUUGGCUAGCAAUCCAAUCCAGGUUGCAAACUACAGCUAAAAUGGCUAAAAUUGGUAUCAGUAGCUCUGAAAGUUGUUUAAUUUGUGGACAGAAGGAUGAGGAUCAUCACCAUCUUUUCUUUAAUUGUUCUUACAGCAAGCAAUGUUUGGUUGCAAUGAAGGCAUGGUUGGGAAUCAACACUACUGCUGUUGAUUUACAUCAGUUAUAUAGAAGCAUCAAGCAUGGAAGACACUCUAAAUUCAGGAAGCAGGUGUACUAUGCAGCAAUUGUGGCACUGGUGUACUUAAUCUGGAGAUGCAGGAACACUAGUCUAUGGGAUCAGUUGGUUCCUGCUGUUAAAGUUACAGUUGGUACGUUGAAGCAAACUGUGAAGAGUAGAAUUCAAGCAAUCUUGCCUAAAUAUGUAAACAGGAAAGACAAUAGUUGGUUUGUGAGCUUAUAA